UAGUCACCCCGUAAAAAAAGUGCAAACAAACACCAGCAAGUCAAGCCACACGUGCGCCUCCUCCAUAGUGCUGUCCUGGUCACCUGCCCACUGCCACACAAACUGCCCCGUGCCGUUGUCAGGCCAAAGACACGCGUGACAAGAUUGAUAAAAACUUAACAACAUGAAGAGCAACACCCCUCCAAUGUCCCCAGUGCAGCCAGAGAGUAAUGAAGAUGAUGAAGAAUUUGAUAUUGGUGAUAUAGAAGAGGUUAUUGAACUGAAUGAGAACACUGAUGUAGAAGAGUUAGCUGAGAGGCUGGUGGCUUCCUCCUCCGAAGCACCCCAGGAUGCCCCAGAACAGAUGGAAGACGAGGAAAUGAUUACUGACAUGGCUACGACAGUGUUCGACAAACACAAAGGUUCCGUGUUUACUUGUUCCAUCUCACCCAACGGCAGUAUGGCAGCCACUGGCGGGGAAGAUGACUUGGCCUACGUGUGGAAGAUCACUGAUGGAAACGUCAUCUUUACCUGCACUGGUCACAAGGAUAGUGUGACACAUACUUCCUUCAGCCAUGAUGGAAAGCUGCUGGCGACAGGUGACUACGGUGGCUACAUCCAGGUGUGGGACGUGGACUCCUCCAGCAAGAUUUGGGAAUUUGAAGUCGGUGACCUUGGAUGGUUGAGUUGGCACCACGCAUCCCACGUCCUUCUGGCAGGCACAGUUGAUGGAGAGAUGUGGAUGUGGCUGGUGCCUCAAGGGAACACUCGCACCUUCCCCAGCUAUGGCUCGGCCUCCCUCUGUGGCACAUUUCUUCAUGAUGGAAAACGUGCUGUGGCAGGCUAUGAGGACGGCUGCGUUCGUGUAUUUGACCUCAAGAAUGGACAGUUGCUCCAUCAAGUGACUGAUGACUCGGAGGAUGUUUCUCCAGUUAUCAACCUUGCCGUGCAAAAAGAUGAUGCCUUGAUUAUCAUUGGUUCCACGGAUGGCAAAGCAAAGCUGUUCAACACUAACAAUGGAAAGCUUGUUGGAGUCCUGAAUUGUGAGGUAUCAGAGGCCACAGAUGAGGAGGCUGACACUCCUCUAGAUCACACCGUCGAGGCCGUCACUUUCUGCCCUCAUCUGCCGAACAUUGCCGUCACAGCCACACUGGCAGGCUUUGUCACCAUGUGGGAUGUGUCCUCAAAGGCCGUUAGACACACAUUGGGCCAAGGCUGUGGCUCAUCACACCUCAUGUGGCAUCCCCAUGAGCCAGUCUUGUUUACGGCUGGUCUGGACGGUGCCGUGCGUUCAUAUGAUGCACGCUCAGGGGAACCUCUUGCCCGAUAUACAGGACACAAACAAAGUAUUCUAUCAUUCAGUGUAAGCAACGAUGGCUCUUUGCUCCUCACAGCCUCGGAUGAUGGGACAGCAAGAGUAUUUAAGAUGUCCUAAUUUGUUUCCUGGCUUCUAAAUAAAACUUUAGAAAAGAAUAAUGAAUAUCCUUCAUUAAUUUAUAAUGCAUC
Molecule: messenger RNA, 1485 nt
Organism: Eriocheir sinensis (Chinese mitten crab)
Lineage: Eukaryota; Metazoa; Arthropoda; Malacostraca; Decapoda; Varunidae
Product: angio-associated migratory cell protein-like
Exons: 10
Coding region: 164-1414 (416 amino acids)
Cellular component (GO): protein phosphatase type 2A complex
Molecular function (GO): protein binding; protein phosphatase regulator activity
Source: RefSeq, a predicted model, not a curated record